CCACACUCAAUAUGGCGGAAUGGUGACGCCAAAACCAACCUUUACGUCAAAGACGGUCAAAGUUCAUUUGUAUUUUCCCGGGAAAACGUUCUGUAGUUCUAAUCCACGUGACAGCGAGUACUAUAUAUUUAAAGAUCUCUUGCUCCGCAUGUAUAUUAGAGCCAUGGAGAAGAUAACCGAGAAGAUACUACUGGAGAAGAGCUCCCCAAAGACAAACAAAUUGGAACAGAUCAAGAUCCUCAAUCUCUCACGUAUGGGUCUGAAGGGCGAGGAUCUGCCUGUGCCUCUGCUAUCUAAACUGUGUAGUCUGGAGCAGUUGGAUUUGUCUGGGAACAUGUUGCAGGAGAUUCCCAAAGGCCUCUGUCUGCCCUCCCUGAAGAUCCUUAACUGCUCAAACAAUGAAAUGGAGGAUGUAGUGUCACUGGAAGCCCAGAGAAACGUAGAGGAACUUCGACUAGAGGACAACCUCUACCUCACAGUCAAUGAUGAACACAAAGUGAUCUUCCUGUUACCUAAACUGAGGAUGUUCAAUGGGAAGGAUAUCAGCUCUACGGCCCAUCAUAUUCGCCAUGGCAGCACCGAGAUCCUCAGGAAGAGGGUGAUUGGUGUGUGGGAACGAAGCUUCAGUCUCCCCGAUCCCAUUACAGCACAAAGUCUGGCUGCUGUAGAGAAGCGAUUUGUUCAUGCUGCCUGCACCCAAAUCAAAUAUGGUCCAAAUUCCUUGAGUGAAUACACAAAGUGGAGGGUUGAAAUGAUUGCAAAGGAAUAUUUGAAGUCGCUGACAUGCAGUGAUGGAGGCAAAAUCACAUAUACGACUCCAACAAAGGAAAAUGAGACUCCUGCAGAGAGAAGACCUCGUGAUCUUGGUGGUAACAGUGUCACAAGUCCUCAGAAAAGAACCAGAAACAACUCCGAGGUGGCCGCAGAGGCCAGUCCACGAAAGUCAAGUCGCCUGGCGAGUGCAGCUCCAGUUGAGGCUAGUCCACGAAAAUCCACACGAGUGACGAGCACUCCACUGAAAACUGACCCUAUAAUGUCCAGCCCCAGAAAGCACGCCAGAAUGACCAAUGUAGGCACCCCAGAGGGUAGUCCAAGGAAUUCAAGCCGCCUGGAAAAUAUUUCUCAGAAAGGUGCUAGCAAAACUGAAAGCCCCAGAAAGGCAGCAAAGCCAGUCAUCUCUACGCCCACAUCAAGACCGGCUAAAGGUGAGAGCCCGAGGAAAACAGCUAAAGAUCAGACCACGGCUCAACAGAGCAAACCGAAAACUGCCAAAACCGAAAACAACACGCCUCGGAAAACUGCCAGUGCCAAACUCAAAGUUCCUCAGGAGCCGGUGAGUCUGCAGCCGUUGCAUGUCUUGCAGUGUCACAGUCGACAGGACAGUCCUGACGACUUCAGCACUCAGCUUUGGGCCUGUGCCUUUGAGCCCCCACAGGAAUGCAGUGGUGGUGGUAUCAGUGGUGGGUCUCGGACAGUUGCCACAUGUGGAGGGGAAACUUUGUGUGUGAUUGAGUGCGAGUCAGGACACGUGCUGAAGAAAUACAAGGUUCCUGGUGAGGAGUUCUUCUCAUUAGCAUGGUCCACGGUGCUGAUGUCCAGGACAGGUGGCUCUGCCCGUCCCUGCAAUAUCCUGGCAGCUGGGGGUAAGAGGGGUCUGGUGAAGCUUAUCCAUCCCCGAGUCAACCUGGCAUUUGGAGAGUUUCGUGCCAGUCGACGUGCCAUUUCCAUUAUGCGCUUCAGUCCACGCAACGCUAGCUUUCUCUUCACUGGGACAUAUGAAAAUAAGAUCUUUUUAUGGGAUAUUGGUGGACUGGAUCGUGAUUACAACUUCAAAAUCAGUAAGCUGCUAGUCCUGGAGACUUGCUCCACUCCUCUGCAUCUCUCUCUGCUCCCCACGUCUCCAGACACGCACCUCCUCUCGGGCUGUGAUGACGGGCUGUAUAUCUUUGACAUCCAGCUCAGCAAAAACACACAGAAAAGAAAUGAGGAGAUGGAGAUUGUGUUUCCAGUUUACAAGAAAAAGGACAAGAAAAACACCUACCGAACUAUUGACGGACUGAGCUUCCUCUCAGAUGAUAUAGUGGCAUCCAAGAGCCACAUGCAGGGCUCAAUCUACCUGUGGAGCUGGAGGGCCACACGGGCUUCUUGGAAUGGCAGAAAGAAAGAGGUGCCAGCUGUUGUGCUGGCUGAGCUGCAGUGGUCCAGCACGGACGUCCCAUACCUGUCUCUAGGCACCUGUCCAGGAUAUGGUUAUGUGGUAUGUGGGGAUGAGCAAGGCAGGCUAUGGAUGUACCAUAUCACAGACACCAUGAUGGAAAACUUCAAGAGUGGAAAAACAAUCUCCGCUACUGAGGUGCUGGAGUGGCCAUCACCGGUUAGAGCUGGAAUGGGUGCAUUAGAGGGGCCAUCUAUUAACGGCAUUGCCAUGGAUCCUGAUCUACAUUACUUGGUUGCCCUUACUGACAAGAACAUGGCUGUGGUUUGGAAGAGAGAGAGUCGAUGAGCACAAAGAAAUGUUCAGUUGCUGGCAGUAGUUCUCCUCAUUACUUUUGCAUUUCUAGACUGAAUUUGAAUUGAGAUCAUGGUUCUGUGAGGAGAGACGUUAAAAAGGAAAUCAAUCGGCGAACUUCACCUAUUUUAAAGACUUAUUGUCUCAAAGAGACAGAGGAAAACUAAUGUAGUUCCUAUUACACUUUGACUAGUUUUAG
Messenger RNA from Sinocyclocheilus grahami, 2708 nucleotides. RefSeq names its product leucine-rich repeat and WD repeat-containing protein 1-like. The coding region runs from base 20 to 2503 and encodes 827 amino acids. The record is from RefSeq and is a predicted model, not a curated record. The transcript is spliced from 16 exons. NCBI's taxonomy places the organism in Eukaryota, Metazoa, Chordata, Actinopteri, Cypriniformes, Cyprinidae. Gene Ontology annotation, molecular function: protein binding; chromatin binding. Gene Ontology annotation, biological process: establishment of protein localization to chromatin; chromatin organization. Gene Ontology annotation, cellular component: nuclear origin of replication recognition complex.